AUGAGUGAUUCCCAAAAGUGGUCGUCGUUUGACGACUCGGAGGCGUCCAAGCGUCCGAGCGUCACUGCGGAGCAAGCGGUUGAUGCACACAUUACGGAAACAAGUGAUCGAAAAAGCAGCACAGGGUUGAGCGCACUGAUGGAGCCCGCGGCGUUGCGUAACAUGCGCAAUCGCCUCAUGUUUGGGAGCCUCGUGGGCUUUGUCACUGGAGCUACAUUUGGCGGCAUUGAUGGAGCUAAGCUGUAUUUGAAGCAGCAUGGAAAGCAGCCAUCUCCUGCGGCUUUGAGUUUUGUUGCGCGUGGAGCGGCUGUAACCGGAGGAGCUUUUUCCGGUUUCUUCUUUUUGUAUUGCGGCAUCAAGACAGCGCUUGCGACGCAACGGGACGACGAUUUCAUCAGUGUCGGCAUCUCCACAGUGGCUGCAGGUCUACCCUUUACACGAUCCACGGUCAUGAAGCAGAAUUUGCCGUACGCUGUCAUGCUGGUAGCGCUCGACCAUUUUCACGAGGAGCUUAGCGAGUUUCGGAAGUAA
Messenger RNA from Hyaloperonospora brassicae, 531 nucleotides. The record is from the annotation of a GenBank genome assembly. NCBI's taxonomy places the organism in Eukaryota, Oomycota, Peronosporomycetes, Peronosporales, Peronosporaceae.